Acanthosepion pharaonis is the source of this 8661-nucleotide messenger RNA. Lineage: Eukaryota; Metazoa; Mollusca; Cephalopoda; Sepiida; Sepiidae. The record is from the annotation of a GenBank genome assembly.
AUGAUUACAUUUGUCAGAAAUCUAUCUAUCUAUCUAUCUAUCUAUCUAUCUAUCUAUCUAUCUAUCUAUCUAUCACUUUCUCUCAGUCUUUUCAUAUCUAUCUAUCUGCUCUUUCACUCGGUGUUUUAUAUCUAUCUAUCUAUCUAUCUAUCUAUCUAUCUAUCUAUCUAUCUAUCUAUCUAUUUCAAUCGCUUCAUAUCUAUCUAUCUAUCUAUCACUUUCUCUCAGUCUUUUCAUAUCUAUCUAUCUGCUCUUUCACUCGGUGCUUUAUAUCUAUCUAUCUAUCUAUCUAUCUAUCUAUCUAUCUAUCUAUCUAUCUAUUUCAAUCGCUUCAUAUCUAUCUAUCUAUCUAUCUAUCUAUCUAUCUAUCUAUCUAUCUAUCACUUUCUCUCAGUCUUUUCAUAUCUAUCUAUCUGCUCUUUCACUCGGUGCUUUAUAUCUAUCUAUCUAUCUAUCUAUCUAUCUAUCUAUCUAUCAUUUUCUCUCAGUCUUUUCAUAUCUAUCUAUCUGCUCUUUCACUCGGUGCUUUAUAUAUAUCUAUCUAUCUAUCUAUCUAUCUAUCUAUCUAUUUCAAUCGCUUCGUAUCUAUCUAUCUAUCUAUCUAUCUAUCUAUCUAUCUAUCUAUCUAUCUAUCUAUCACUUUCUCUCAGUCUUUUCAUAUCUAUCUAUCUGCUCUUUCACUCGGUGCUUUAUAUCUAUCUAUCUAUCUAUCUAUCUAUCUAUCUAUCUAUCUAUCUAUUUCCAAUCCUUCAUAUCUAUCUAUCUAUCUAUCUAUCUAUAUCUAUCUAUCUAUCACUUUCUCUCAGUCUUUUCAUAUCUAUCUAUCUGCUCUUUCACUCGGUGUUUUCUAUCUAUCUAUCUAUCUAUCUAUCUAUCUAUCUAUCUGUUCGUAUCUAUCUAUCUAUCUAUCUAUCUAUCUAUCUAUCUAUCUAUGUAUGUUCGCAUCUCUCUCUCUCUCUCUCUCUCUCUCUCUAUCUAUCUAUAUUUCUAUCUAUGUCUGUUCGUAUCUAUCUAUCUAUCUAUCUAUCUAUGUCUGUUCGCAUCUCUCUCUCUCUCUCUUUCUAUCUAUCUAUCCAUGUCUGUUCGUAUCUAUCUAUCUAUCUAUCUAUCUAUCUAUCUAUCUAUGUCUGUUCGUAUCUAUCUAUCUAUCUAUCUAUCUAUCUAUCUAUCUAUCUAUGUCUGUUCGUAUCUAUCUAUCUAUCUAUCUAUCUAUCUAUAAUACUAUAUCUAAUUUCUUUGAUUUUUUUUUUCUACAAAAUAUAUACGUUGUUUCUGAGCUAUUUCAAUUUGUCCGUCUUUGUCAAUCUGUUUGUGCAUCUCUCUCAAUCCAAAGGCCGCAUCUCUGCAUCUGCUUCCAUACAUUUUAUAUCUGUUAAUUUUCAGUCGGCUGGAUACAAAUGCACAUUUCUCUUUUUCUGCUCCGGGAAAUUCAUCUUGCUCCACCCGUCCCCCACCUCUCCUCAUCACCAUUUUCCCUCCGCCUCCAUUUUUAACUUUCUCUUUGCGCAUCCCCUCACUGAACUCUCCGCCAUUAUCUUUUUCCUUAUAUCUCAUCUGAAUUUGAACAUCCUGUCUCUGUUUCAUCUUUCUUAUCGCUUCGAUCCGUCCACCCUUUCUGUCAUUCUUACUCUCCUUCUCUCAUAUUCCCCGUUCUCCCCCUCCAUAGCCUUCAAGUCUCUCUACUCUCCUCUCCUUUACAACAUCUUCUCCCCUCCUCCCCUUCUUCUCACCCCUCUCUUUCCUCCUCUUCAUAUUGUCAGCUUACCUUCCUCCCCGUCCAAUCCUCUCCUUCAUAAAAUCCUAUCUCCCCCUCCUCUCCUUCUUCUCACCCCCUCUUUCCUCCUCUUCACAUUUUCAGCUUACAUUCCUCCCCGUCCCAUCCUGUUCACAAUUUCCUCCCCUUUUUCACUACUCCUUUCCCCUCCUUUCAAUAAUUUACUCUCCCUCUUCUCCAACAUUUUGCCAUUCUCUCUCGCCUCCAGCUCCUUCAUAAAAUCCUCUCCCCUCCUCCUUCUUAUCACCCCUCUCUUUCCUCCUCUUCACAUUGUCAGCUUACCUUCCUCCCCGUCAAUCCUGUUCUGCUCCUUAAAAAUCCUAUCUCCCCUCCUCCCCUUCUUCUCACCCCUCUCUUUCCUCCUCUUCACAUUGUCAGCUUACCUUCCUCCCCGUCCCAUCCUGUUCACAAUUUCCUCCCCCUUUCACUACUCCCUUUCCCCUCCUUUCAAUAAUUUACUCUCCUCUUCUCCAACAUUUUGCCAUUCUCUCUCGCCUCAGCUCCUUCAUAAAAUCCUAUCUCCCCCUCCUCCCCUUCUUCUCACCCCUCUCUUUCCUCCUCCUUCAUUGUCAGCUUACCUUCUCCCCGUCCAAUCCUGUUCACAAUUUCCUCCCCUUUCCCUUUCCCUUUUUCCCCUCCUUUCAAUAAUUUACUCUCCUCUUCUCCAACAUUUUGCCAUUCUCUCUCGCCUCAGCUCCUUCAUAAAAUCUAUCUCCCCCCUCUCCCUUUUUCUCACCCCUCUCUUUCCCUCCUCUUCACAUUGUCAGCUUACCUUCCCUCCCUGUCCAAUCCUGUUCACAAUUUCCUCCCCCUUUCACUACUCCCUUUCCCCUCCUUUCAAUAAUUUACUCUCCUCUUCUCCAACAUUUUGCCAUUCUCUCUCGCCUCAGCUCCUUCAUAAAAUCCUAUCUCCCCCUCCUCCCCUUCUUCUCACCCCUCUCUUUCCUCCUCUUCACAUUGUCAGCUUACCUUCCUCCCCCUCCUUCAUAAAAUCCUAUCUCCCCCUCCUCCCCUUCUUCUCACCCCUCUCUUUCCUCCUCUUCACAUUGUCAGCUUACCUUCCUCCCCGUCCCAUCCUGUUCACAAUUUCCUCCCCCUUUCACUACUCCCUUUCCCCUCCUUUCAAUAAUUUACUCUCCUCUUCUCCAACAUUUUGCCAUUCUCUCUCGCCUCAGCUCCUUCAUAAAAUCCUAUCUCCCUCCUCCCCCUUUUUCUCACCCCUCUCUUUCCUCCUCUUCACAUUGUCAGCUUACCUUCCUCCCCGUCCAAUCCUCUCCUUCAUAAAAUCCUAUCUCCCCUCCUCCCCUUUUUCUCCCCUCUCUUUCCUCCUCUUCACAUUGUCAGCUUACCUUCCUCCCCUGUCCCAUCCUGUUUCAAUUUCCUCCCCCCCUUUCACUACUCCCUUUCCCCUCCUUUCCAAUAAUUUCUCUCCUCUUCUCCAACAUUUUGCCAUUCUCUCUCGCCUCAGCUCCUUCAUAAAAUCCUAUCUCCCCCUCCUCCCCUUUUUCUCACCCCUCUCUUUCCUCCUCUUCACAUUGUCAGCUUACCUUCCUCCCCGUCCAAUCCUGUUCACAAUUUCCUCCCCCUUUCACUACUCCCUUUCCCCUCCUUUCAAUAAUUUACUCUCCUCUUCUCCAACAUUUUGCCAUUCUCUCUCGCCUCAGCUCCUUCAUAAAAUCCUAUCUCCCCCUCCUCCCCUUCUUCUCACCCCUCUCUUUCCUCCUCUUCACAUUGUCAGCUUACCUUCCUCCCCCUCCUUCAUAAAAUCCUAUCUCCCCCUCCUCCCCUUCUUCUCACCCCUCUCUUUCCUCCUCUUCACAUUGUCAGCUUACCUUCCUCCCCGUCCCAUCCUGUUCACAAUUUUCUCCCCCUUUCUCUCCUUUCCCCUCCUUUCAAUAAUUUACUCUCCUCUUCUCCAACAUUUUGCCAUUCUCUCUCGCCUCAGCUCCUUCAUAAAAUCCUAUCUCCCCCUCCUCCCCUUCUUCUCACCCCUCUCUUUCCUCCUCUUCACAUUGUCAGCUUACCUUCCUCCCCGUCCAAUCCUGUUCACAAUUUCCUCCCCUUUCCACCUCCCUUUCCCUCCUUUCAAUAAUUUACUCUCCUCUUCUCCAACAUUUUGCCAUUCUCUCUCAGCUCAGCUCCUUCAUAAAAUCCUGUCCCCCUCCUCUCCUUCUUCUCACCCCCUCUCUUUCCUCCUCUUCACAUUGUCAUCCUUAAAUUCCUCCCCGUCCCAUCCUGUUCAAUUUCCUCCCCUUUCACUCCUUUCCCCUCCUUUCAAUAAAAUUUACUCUCCUCUUCUCCAACAUUUGCCAUUCUCUCUCCCCUCAGCCUCCUUCCAAAAAUCCUAUCUCCCCUCCUCCCCUUCUUCUCCCUCUCUUUCCUCCUCUUCACAUUUUCAGCUUUAUUCCUCCCCCGUCCCAUCCUGUUCACAAUUUCCUCCCCCUUUCCUACUCCCUUUCCCCUCCUUUUCAAUAAUUUACUCUCCUCUUCUCCAACAUUUUGCCAUUCUCUCUCGCCUCAGCUCCUUCAUAAAAUCCUAUCUCCCCCUCCUCCCCUUCUUCUCACCCCUCUCUUUCCUCCUCUUCACAUUUUCAGCUUUUAUUCCUCCCCGUCCCAUCCUGUUCACAAUUUCCUCCCCCUUUCACUACUCCCUUUCCCCUCCUUUCAAUAAUUUACUCUCCUCUUCUCCAACAUUUUGCCAUUCUCUCUCGCUCAGCUCCUUCAUAAAAUCCUAUCUCCCCUCCUCCCUUCUUCUCACCCCUCUCUUUCCUCCUCUUCACAUUUUCAGCUUACCUUCCUCCCCGUCCCAUCCUCUCCUUCAUAAAAAUCCUAUCCCCCUCCUCCCCUUCUUCCUCCCCCUCUUUCCUCCUCUUCACAUUGUCAGCACCCUUCCUCCCCGUCCAAUCCUCUCCUUCCUUAAAAUCCUAUCUCCCCUCCUCCCCUUCUUCUCACCCCUCUCUUUCCUCCUCUUCACAUUGUCAGCUUACCUUCCUCCCCGUCCAAUCCUGUUCACAAUUUCCUCCCCCCCUUUCACUACUCCCUUUCCCCUCCUUUCAAUAAUUUACUCUCCUCUUCACCAACAUUUGCCAUUUCUCUCGCCUCAGCUCCUUCAUAAAAAUCCUAUCUCCCCCUCCUCUCCUUCUUCUCACCCCUCUCUUUCCUCCUCUUCACAUUGUCAGCUUACCUUCCUCCCCGUCCCAUCCUGUUCACAAUUUCCUCCCCCUUUCACUACUCCCUUUCCCCUCCUUUCAAUAAUUUACUCUCCUCUUCACCAACAUUUUGCCAUUCUCUCUCGCCUCAGCUCCUUCAUAAAAUCCUAUCUCCCCCUCCUCUCCUUCUUCUCACCCCUCUCUUUCCUCCACUUCAUAUUGUCAGCCUACCUUCCUCCCCGUCCAAUCCUGUUCAUUUCCUCCCCUUUCACUACUCCUUUCCCCUCCUUUUCACCUCCCUCUUCUCCCUUAUUUGCCAUUCCUCACCUCAUCUUCUCUCCCUCUUCUCCUUCUUCUCAUUCUCUCUCCACUUCAUAUUCCUCAGCUCCUUCUAAAAUCCCAUCUCCCCCCUCCUCUCCUUCUUCUCCCCCCUCUCUUUUCCUCCCACUUCAUAUUGUCAGCCCACCUUCCUCCCUGUCCAAUCCUGUUCACAAUUUUCCUCCCCCUUUCACUACUCCCUUUCCCCUCCUUUCAAUAAUUUGCUCUCCUCUUCUCCAACAUUUUGCCAUUCUCUCUCUCUUCGCCUCAGUCCUUCAUAAAAAUCCUAUCUCCCCUCUCCUCCCCUUCUUCUCACCCCUCUCUUUCUCCCCCUCUUCACAUUUUCAGCUUACCUUCCUCCCCCGUCCCAUCCUGUUCAAUUUCCUCCCCUUUCACUACUCCCUUUUCCUCCUUUCAAUAAUUUACUCUCCUCUUCUCCAACAUUUUGCCAUUCUCUCUCGCCUCAGCUCCUUCAUAAAAUCCUAUCUCCCCUCCUCUCCUUCUUCUCACCCCUCUCUUUCCUCCACUUCAUAUUGUCAGCCUACCUUCCUCCCCGUCCAAUCCUGUUCACAAUUUCCUCCCCCUUUCACUACUCCCUUUCCCCUCCUUUCAAUAAUUUACUCUCCUCUUCUCCAACAUUUUGCCAUUCUCUCUCGCCUCAGCUCCUUCAUAAAAUCCUAUCUCCCCCUCCUCUCCUUCUUCUCACCCCUCUCUUUCCUCCACUUCAUAUUGUCAGCCUACCUUCCUCCCCGUCCAAUCCUGUUCACAAUUUCCUCCCCCUUUCACUACUCCCUUUCCCCUCCUUUCAAUAAUUUACCCUCUCCUCUUCUCCAACAUUUUGCCAUUCUCUCUCGCCUCAGCUCCCUUCAUAAAAUCCCUAUCUCCCUCCUCUCCUUCUUCUCACCCCUCUCCCUCCACUUCAUAUUCUCCUUCCAAAUCCCUAUCUCCCCUCCUCUCCCUUCUUCUCACCUCUCUUUCCUCCCACUUCAUAUUGUCAGCCUACCUUCCUCCCUGUCCAAUCCUCUCCUUCAUAAAAUCCUAUCUCCCCAUCCUCCCCUUCUUCUCACCCCCCUCUUUCCUCCUCUUCAUUUCCAGCUUACUCUCCUCCCCUGUCCCAUCCUGUUCAAUUUCCUCCCCCCUUUCCUCUCCCUUUCCCUCCCUUUCAAUAAUUUACUCUCCUCUUCUCCAACAUUUGCCAUUCUCUCUCGCCUCAGCUCUUCCAUAAAAAUCCCAUCUCCCCUCCUCUCCUUCUCUUCUCACCCCUCUCUUCCUCCCUUCAUAUUUCAGCCUACCUUCCCUCCCCCUCCUUUAAAAUCCUAUCUCCCCUCCCUCUUUUCUCACCCCUCUCUUUCCCCUCCCACUUCAUAUUGUCCAGCCUACCUUCCUCCCCUGUCCAAUCCUGUUCACAAUUUUCCUCCCCCCUUUCUUACUCCCUUUCCCCUCUUUUCAAUAAUUUACUCUCCUCUCCAACAUUUUGCCAUUCUCUCUCGCCUCAGCUCCUUCAUAAAUCCUAUCUCCCCCCUCCCUUCUUCUCACCCCUCUUUCCUCCUCUUCAUAUUGUCAGCCUACCUUCCUCCCCGUCCCAAUCCUCUCCUUCAUAUAAAAAUAUCUCCCCUCCCUCCUUCUUCUCACCCCUCUUUCCUCCACUUCAUAUUGUCAGCUUACCUUUCCUCCCCGUCCAAUCCUGUUCACAAUUUCCUACCCUUUCACUACUCCCUUCCUCCUUUCAAUAAUUUCUCUCCUCUUCUCCAACAUUUUGCCAUUCUCUCUCGCCUCAGCUCCUUCAUAAAAUCUUCUCACCCCUCUCUUUCCUCCCUUCACAUUUUUCAGCUUCCUUCCUCCCCGUCCUCCUGUUCAAUUUCCUCCCCUUUCUCUUUCCCCUCCUUUCUCUUCAUUGUCAACAUUUUGCCAUUCUCCUCCUGCUCCCAUCCUGUCCCCUCCCUCUCCUUCUUCUCACCCCUUUCAUCACACCUUCCUCCCCCAAUCCUCUCCUUCCAUAAAAUCCUAUCUCCCCUCCUCUCCUUCUUCUCACCCCUCUCUUUCCUCCACUUCAUAUUGUCAGCCUACCUUCCUCCCCGUCCAAUCCUGUUCACAAUUUCCUCCCCCUUUCACUACUCCCUUUCCCCUCCUUUCAAUAAUUUACUCUCCUCUUCUCCAACAUUUUGCCAUUCUCUCUCGCCUCAGCUCCUUCAUAAAAUCCUAUCUCCCCCUCCUCUCCUUCUUCUCACCCCUCUCUUUCCUCCACUUCAUAUUGUCAGCCUACCUUCCUCCCCCUGUCCAAUCUGUUCUAUUUCCUCCCCCUUUUCACUACUCCCUUUCCCUCCUUUCAAUAAUUUACUCUCCUCUUCUCCAACAUUUUGCCAUUUCUCUCGCCUCAGCUCCUUCAUAAAAUCCUAUCUCCCCCUCCUCUCCUUCUUCUCACCCCUCUCUUUCCUCCACUUCAUAUUGUCAGCCUACCUUCCUCCCCGUCCAAUCCUGUUCACAAUUUCCUCCCCUUUCCUCUCCCUUUCCCCUCCUUUCAAUAUUUACUCUCCUCUUCUCCAACAUUUUGCCAUUCUCUCUCGCCUCAGCUCCUUCAUAAAAUCCUAUCUCCCCCUCCUCCCCUUCUUCUCACCCCUCUCUUUCCUCCUCUUCACAUUUUCAGCUUACCUUCCUCCCCGUCCCAUCCUCUCCUUCAUAAAAUCCUUCCUCCCCUCCUCCCUUCUUCUCACCCCUCUCUUUCCUCCACUUCAUAUUUGUCAGCAUUUACCAUUCUCUCCCCGUCCAAUCCUAUUCCCCAAUUUCCUCACCCCCUUUCUCCUUUCCCCUUUCCCCCUUUCAAUAAUUUACUCUCCUCUUCUCCAACAUUUUGCCAUUUCUCUCUCCCUCAAGCUCCUUCAUAAAAUCCAUUCUCUCCUCCUCCUCCUUCUUCUCACCCUCUCUUUCCUCCUCCUCUAUUUCCUCUACCUUCCUCCCCUCUCCUUCAUAAAAUCCUAUCUCCCCCUCCCCUCCCUUCUUCUCACCCCUCUUUCCUCCUCUUCAUAUUUCCUUACCUUCCUCCCGUCCAAUCCUGUUCACAACUCCUUCAUAAAUCCUAUCUCCCCCUCUUCCCUUCUUCUUCCCCUCUCUUUCUUCCUCUUCAUAAUUCUUCCAUUUCUACCUUCCUCCCAUCCAAUCCUGUUCACAAUUCUAUCCUUUCCUCUCUCCCCCUUUCUUCUACUUCUUUCCUUUCCCAAUAAUUUCCCAUUUCCCUCUUCUCCCAACAUUUUGCCAUUCUCUCUCCUCGCCUCUCCUCCUUCAUCUUCUCCCUCUUCCCCCUCCCUCCCCUUCUUCACCCCUCUCUUUCCUCCUCUUUCUCACUUCAUUUCCUUCUACCUUCCCUCCCCUCCAUCUGUUCUUCUUUUCUCCCCUUCUUCUACUCCCUUUCCCUCCUUUCAAUAA